CCUUCACUGUUUCUUCUCCGCAGAUUUGCUGAUUUUCACUGUGAAAAAAGGAGUGGAAAUUUCCGUGUAGAAACACCGCAAAUCCUAGUGAAAAUGUACGGUCGUGAUCGUCAUGGAGGAGGUGGAUUCCGGGGCAGCAGCGGAGGCCGAGGAGGUCGUGGAAUGGGAUCUGGUGGCGGUGGCGGCGGAGGCGGCCGUCCGAUGGGCGGUGGUGGAAUGGGCGGCUUUCGGGGUGGUAAGAAACCGAUGGAUCUCAAGUCCAAGAUGAAACAGCCCGGAGAUCGUUUGAGACGUGUCCGCUGGGACACAGCAUCGCUCACUCCAUUCCGCAAGAACUUCUACCAGCCGCCACUGAGUGCAACCAGCCGCUCGGCAUCGGAGGUGGACAGGUAUCUGCAGAAGAAUGAAAUUACGGUGAAAGGGCGCGAAGUUCCACCGCCGAAUCUCGAUUUUAUGGACAAUGGGUUUCCCAAGUAUGUCGUGGAUGAGAUUUUGAGGCAGGGAUUUAGUGCGCCGACCGCCAUCCAGGCUCAGGGAUGGCCCAUCGCCAUGAGUGGCAGGGAUAUGGUUGGCAUCGCCCAGACUGGGUCUGGCAAGACUCUGGCCUACAUGCUGCCGGCGUUGGUGCACAUCGGGCACCAGUCUCGUCUGCAGCGCGGCGACGGACCCAUUGCUCUCGUCUUGGCGCCAACACGAGAACUGGCUCAACAAAUCCAGCAAGUCGCUGGGGAUUUCGGAACGUGCACUCACACCAGCAACACUUGCAUCUUCGGGGGCGCUCCGAAGGGGCCCCAGGCGCGUGACCUCGAACGCGGUGUGGAGAUUGUUAUCGCAACGCCGGGAAGGUUGAUUGAUUUCCUCGAGCGUGGCACCACAAAUCUCCGGCGCACAACUUAUCUCGUGCUGGACGAGGCUGACAGGAUGCUGGACAUGGGCUUUGAGCCACAGAUACGCAAGAUUAUCGAACAAAUCCGCCCAGAUCGCCAAGUGUUGAUGUGGAGCGCGACGUGGCCGAAAGAGGUGCGCAAUCUGGCUGAGGAAUUCCUUGACAAUUAUGUGCAAAUCAAUAUUGGAAGUCUCGGUUUGGCGGCCAAUCACAAUAUCCUGCAGAUUGUGGACGUGUGCGAGGAGUACGAGAAGGAGGGGAAGCUGAUGAAGCUACUGGCGGAGAUUUCGUCAGAGGGUGAGACGAAGACCAUCAUCUUUGUGGAGACGAAGCGUCGCGUUGAGGAGAUUUCACGCAUAAUCAAUCGCAAUGGUUGGCGUGCGUGCUCGAUUCACGGUGACAAGUCACAGCAGGAGCGCGACUACGUGCUCAGUUCAUUCCGUAGCAACAAGCAUGGUAUCCUUGUGGCCACUGACGUCGCCGCACGCGGACUGGAUGUGGAAGACGUGAAAUUUGUAAUCAAUUAUGAUUACCCAUCGAAUUCCGAAGAUUAUGUUCACCGUAUUGGUAGAACGGGACGUUCUAAUAAUACGGGAACGGCCUAUACGCUGUUCACGGGCCAGAACUCAGGAAAGGCGGCAGAUCUCAUUAGUGUCCUGCAGGAGGCUAAUCAAGUGGUGAAUCCAAAGCUGUUCGACAUGACCAAGGGCGGAUAUAAAGGCCGUCAUCGCGGACGUGAAGGUGGUAUGGGCCGAAAUGGUCCUGGCAUGCGAGGCGUCGGUGGAUCACUGCGCGGAGGCUCCGGCGUGGGCGGAAUGGGCGGCAUGAAGCCAGGCCGCGGCGGCGGAAUGGAUCGCAUGGGCGGUGGAAUGCGCCAGAGUCGCAUGGACGGCGGCGGAUCGCGGUCGGACAACAACUUCGAGUCGCGCGAUCGCAGCCGCAGCGCGAUGGGCGGCGGUGGCUCCAGAUUUACUAAUCGCGACCGCGAGGCUAACGGCACUACGCAAUACGGUGGCGUGGCGUAUCAGACGAUGUCGGGUGGUGAGAUGGGUAAGUUCGGCGGUUCCGGGGCGGCGUUUGGCACCUCAGGUAGCGCCAAUUACGCUAAUGGUGGCUACGCUGCCACCGCCGGCGCGCCCUACCCCAAGCCACCCGUGCCGGCCGCUGCAUAUGGCGCCACUCAAGGGGCCGCGGGCUCCGGAGCCGCCGCCUAUGGCAACUACAGCGUCAUGCCACCCAACAUGUUCGCCUAUCCGCCACCUCCGCUCCCAGUGAAGAACUAAGACGGAGACAUUCUCACCCACCGCGCGCUCAAGAAAAAGGGCUCUCCGAACUACAUUAAGUGGUUUCUGUUUCCUUUCUAUCCUAAUUUCAAGUUGUCUGUAUCGCUAUUCAGUGUGGCGAAGUGUCUAGAGAGAGGACAUGAAACUUCCUGGCAGGACGGAAAUGUAUGUGAACUUGUGCUACAGGGACAGGAAGUCUGUUUUGUAACUCUGUGUAAAUCUACAGUACAUUCUAGAGAAGCCACGGCGUGUGCAAAUGAGAUGCAAUUUAACCAGGAGGAUAAAAUAAACCAUUCACAGUUGAGAUACAGGGGAAGAGAGAAGAGUAGGCGUAGCUAAACUAAAUGAAAUAAUUUAUGAAUAUAUAAAAAUGAUGGUUUUUUCACAAUAUUCCUAAUGUUAGACUUAAGGAUGGAGGAUGUUUGGUGGAUGUUCGAAGGAUUUUAAAUUUUGGGG
Molecule: messenger RNA, 2625 nt
Organism: Phlebotomus argentipes
Lineage: Eukaryota; Metazoa; Arthropoda; Insecta; Diptera; Psychodidae
Exons: 5
Coding region: 94-2169 (691 amino acids)
Cellular component (GO): ribonucleoprotein complex; nucleus; cytoplasm
Molecular function (GO): RNA helicase activity; RNA binding; ATP binding
Source: RefSeq, a predicted model, not a curated record